CAAAGUAGUAAGCAAAUAUCUUCUUGACUUGAAAUAAUAUAUGUAUGAAUGUGUAAGUAAAUUGUUAUAUACGAAACGUGAUAGAUAUUUAGAAAUUUUAACAACGUUUGUAACAGAAAUACUAGAAAGACGUGUUAUUGGUCAUCACGAACAAAACUGUAUUUAAGUAAAAAUUAUUAUAGUCGUAAAUUAUUUGUAGAUGUAUUUGAAGCAAAUGUAUAUACAAAAUAACUUAUUAUUUAUAUUAUAAAUGAUGUGUAAUUUAUGCUAUAAAUAAUAAAUGAUAACAAUCAAAACGAUGUAAUAACAGUUUUGUCAAGGGAGAGAUUCUAUUUUAUCUUCAAUAACAAAAAGUUAUUAUUUAUCUGACAAAAAUUGACAUUUUCAUUGUACUUUAAUCAUAUGUGACGACAUUACUUUAAAAAAAUGACUACGAAAAUUGACAAUGUAGAUGAUAACUUACCACUUCCCUCUGAAAAGAUGCCUAAAUGUUGGAAUGAAGAAGAAAGGAUCAGUGCUUUAUUUUCUCCUUUUCGCAGUAAAUCAGCUAAUCCACAAGAUUGGAUAUCAAAAUAUAAAUUUUGGCAGAAUUUAAUAUAUGAAUGGUUGAAGCAUACCAAGAGAAUCAGUUUUUCUAUUACAGACUUAAAUAGUGCUUUUAAAAGAAAAGGUUGCACACCACUUUGUUUAGCAACUGUCGUUGAAGAAUUGCUACGGACUAAUGAAAUAAUUCCAGAAAUUGAAUUUUUGAAAGAACCUUGUGAAUCGUGGACUGCAUGGUCGAUUGAUAUAUUUAUAAAAAAACCACUUGCAUGGUCAUUUUCAAAAGUUAAAAGUUACGUUGGUAAUAAUGAAAACAAAGAAACUAAGUAUAUACAUCUACAAAUUGUCAAAGAAUUUGGAGAUAUUUUACUUUCCAUCUUGGAACAAAAAAGAGAACAUAUUCUUGUACCAUUUUCUGAACUGGCAAAAAGUUGUAAAUCUGAAAUAGAUAAAAAUAUAUCAGAUAAUACCAUAAUGUUAAUUUUAAUAUGGUUAAGACAUCAAAAAAAAGUAGUUUUUAGAAGUAGUGAAAAUGAAAGUGAAUUAUUGAUUAAAAUUGUUAUGCAUUCAUCAGACAGUAUAACAGAAAUUGAAGAAGGCCUGUAUAAGUUGAUGAAACAAGAAAAUGAACUUAUAAAAGAAAUAGAACUUAUGGAGAAAGAAAAAAUUAAUGUUAUUAAUGAAACUAAAUCAUAUUUAAGUAAGGGAUUGCGACAAGUAGCAAAAACAUAUCUGAAGAAAAAGAAAGAAUUAGAAAAUACUAUUGAAAAACGAGCUCAAUCUCUUGACAAUAUUCAAAGUCUUAUUACAAGUAUUCAAAAUACUCAUACAAAUACUACUGUGCUAUCGGCUUACAAAACAGGAUCAAAUGUAUUAAAAAAACUUAACAAAAGUUAUUUAUCAGAAUCCAAUGUUACAGAUGUUGUAGAUGAUUUACUAGAAGCUCUAGAAGAACAAAAAGAAGUACAAUUUACAUUGUCAGAAUCUCUUAAAAAUGAUGAUUCAAACGCUGAUUUAGAGGCGGAAUUGACAGAAUUAAUGAAAUCUGACGAAAAUAUUUUGCCUUCAGUACCAAAUUCCGAAUUAAGCCCUACCAUCGAUGAACUUCAAAAAGAAUUAAAAAACUUAUGUGUUGAAGAAGCUUUAUCUGAUGUACCAUCUGAAUUACCAAAAAAGGUCAACAACAAAAAGAUAUCGAAACAAUCUGAAUGUCUGUAGCAAUUAUAGCAUUUACAUGUGUAUAUACAGUGGGGUGCAAAAUUGAGUCAAUAAUUUUUAAGAAAAAUAUUUUUGAUUGUUAAAUAAAGUAUAAAAACAUGAAAAUAAACUUGACUAUCUGAUUCUUUAUAGUUUUAGGACACUGAAGCUAUUGUUUAACUUUUAAGAUAGGUUUCUUUCUGGCUGAAAAAAUUAAAAAACAUAGAAUCAAUUUUGCACCAGAAUUUUUUCAUAGUCAGAUUUACGAGCUUUAUCAUACCUUAAUAUUUUGUCCAUAAGCCAUUUGCUUAGAUAAUAGCUCGGGUAAGUAGCUCGCUUUUCGCUAUAUGUUUCGCGUCCAGAUCAUGUAAUUAGCUGACUACUCAAGCAUUUUCAAUCUUAGCUUGGCCCCAUCAAGAAUCUAUGGAAUAUAUUGAAAAAAAAUUCUAGAUACAUACAAAUCUCCUCCUAACUCAGUACUGGAACUUACAUGCUCGUGUUAUAGAAUAGUGGAAUUAACAGUGGCCACCUGAUUUCUGCUAAGACUGUUUGAAAGUAUGCCAAGACGUAUUAGAGCUAUUAUCUAAGCAAAUGGCUUAUGGACAAAAUAUUAAGGUAUGAUAAAGCUUGUAAAUCUGACUAUGAAAAAAUUUUGGUGCAAAAUUGAUUCU
Frieseomelitta varia is the source of this 2411-nucleotide messenger RNA. Its product is annotated as charged multivesicular body protein 7. The transcript is spliced from 6 exons. Gene Ontology annotation, cellular component: multivesicular body; ESCRT III complex. The record is from RefSeq and is a predicted model, not a curated record. The coding region runs from base 427 to 1761 and encodes 444 amino acids. Gene Ontology annotation, biological process: late endosome to vacuole transport via multivesicular body sorting pathway; vesicle budding from membrane. NCBI's taxonomy places the organism in Eukaryota, Metazoa, Arthropoda, Insecta, Hymenoptera, Apidae.